This is a messenger RNA of Babjeviella inositovora NRRL Y-12698, 1140 nucleotides long. RefSeq lists its product as uncharacterized. The record is from RefSeq and is a predicted model, not a curated record. NCBI's taxonomy places the organism in Eukaryota, Fungi, Ascomycota, Pichiomycetes, Serinales. Bases 103 to 1053 code for a protein of 316 amino acids. The transcript has a single exon.
GGCUCUUCCAAUCACGUGAUCUCAUGUUUUUUUCUUGCUCGCCACCAGAUAAGGCAACAUCAACACAGCACGGACGGCACCCGCUCUUACGUUAUCCACACAAUGUCCAUUCCCUACAUCAAAGACACCAAGGAAUUCGAUUCCUACCUCUCUGCCAACAACGCAUUGGUCGUUUACUUCACCGCCGUAUGGUGUGGGCCGUGCCAAGCCAUUAAGCCGGUGAUUGAAGGGCAUUACGAGCAGUACCCGAACGUUCAGAUUGCCAAGGUGGACAUUGACCAGAACAAAGAAGUGCCAGCGCGGUUCCAGGUCUCGUCUGUGCCGUCAUUCCUCUUUUUUUCCAAGGGGAAGCUCACAGAAACCGUCAGAGGUGCCAAUCCCCACGGAAUCAAGACCGCCUUGGACAAGCUCUCCGCCUUGCAUCCUUCCGCCAAAAGAAGCGUGGCCAGUGCCGCUGCUCCUGUAGCACCAGCUAUUACCAGUUUCGUUCCUAAAGGCUUUGAGGUGUUGAAUGACUUCAUCUGGUUUGCCGACUUCCAGGCGUUAAACUCUGUUCCGCUAUACAAGGGCGAUGGUGAUUACAUUAAGAAAGUGUUCAAGACGAACGAACCAAAGUCUAGUUUGAUAUCAGAUGCCGAUUCUCAGCUUUUGUUCCACGUGCCGUUCUCCAAUAUCUCCAAGAUCUACUCGAUUUUGAUCAAGGUGAAGCCGCUAGCAGAGAUGAACCUUGAGACCGCGGAUGUUGGUGAUAUCGCGGAUUUGCAGCGUCCUUCCACUAUCAAAGUCUGGGCCAACAGCCCUAUGAUGUCGUUUGAGGAUGCCUCUGCUGAUGCCGUCACCCCAUUACACGUGGAGGAUAUUUCCUCGGAUAACGAGUGGUACGAGGUUAAAUUGAAGUACGUCAAGUUCCAGAAGGUGCAGAGCUUGGGGAUCUUUAUCGAGGGUGAGGAUGAGGACUUGCACACCGUUGUGGAAAAGAUUGUGUUUGUGGGAGUCAAUGGUGAGAGCAAGGACCAGGGGAAGAUCCAAAAGAUCGAGGAACAUGAUCAUUAGCAAUUUGGUUCAACAAAGCUGGGUCAAACAGUAAGCCAUGUUAGCUUCCAUAGGUUAAUAGUAUACAUUGGAAUGGUGCGUAAACAG